UGUAUGCAGCCCUCAGCCUCCUUGAAUGAGAAACGGAGGUAACCAGGCAACUUCAGAGCCGAAGAGAAGGGGCAGGAAAAAAAGAAAAUAGAGCUUUUCACCGGAUAUUAGCAUUGUGGAAGAAUUUUGAACAUGUAAAAAGCGAGGCAAUGUGAUUUCACCUUGGAAAAUGGAAUUAACAAAUGGAUUUUCUUAAGCACGCUCCCUGCCUCUCUCUCCAUCUCUCUCUCUCUCUCUCUCUCUCUCUCAUUGGGGGGAAAAUAGAGCGCUCAAAUGAAGGGGACACAGAUGUGGAUUAAAACGCAUAAAUGGGACACUCCGGAGAAGCAUCCGCUAAGAAAAGUGCUCGGAGCAAGUGACUGUGAUGGGCUGUCGGACUGCAUCUGAAGCACUCUCCCAAAGAAUAAUAUCCACUCCUGACCUACUCUGAAGAACAAUAUUUGAUUCAAUCAAUGGUGCAGUCUUCCCCCGGAGGGAAUUACUCCUGAGUAAUAGGUGGUCCCUCAGAAAAGAGCAACAGUGGACCAUGUGAUACUUGACCUUCAAAGAGAGAACUCAGGUACACUCCAGAAGAUGUCAAAUUUGAUCUGAGGCUGCUCUCGAGAGGAUCACACAUAAUUCAAUCAUCCUUUUCAUGUGUGGUUCAGCAUUACUCCAACACGAUGGGCCAGCAGUGACGGAGCGCACUUAUCAAUGACGGAUCUUCAUUUAUCGAGGAGUACCAGACAUCUCAUCAUGGAUUUGAAGGAGAUUUUCCCCACCAAAGGGCGACUGUAAAACGAAAAAGACUGGAGUGGGGGGAAAUCGGACUCUGGGAGUUUGUGAGGAUUAGUGUGCUGCUAACCCAUGGUGGAUCUGCUUUGAGGGGGACGAGGGACUCAGUGGAGGAUGUCAGCGGAGGCCGAGCUCCAGCCGGGUGUCAAAACCAGCCAGCGAAGGGAGUCCAGGAGGGUAAAAAGUCAGGACCGCACUGAGGUGGGGCUUAUUAAGCGUUUCCGUGGAGAUGGCGUGCGUUACAAGGCCAAGCUGAUCGGGAUUGAUGAGGUGACUUCGGCGCGCGGGGACAAGCUGUGCCAGGACUCCAUGAUGAAGCUAAAGGGAAUGGCUUCUUCUGCGCGUUCCAAAGGGGAGCACAAGCAGAGAGUGUUCUUGACGGUCUCUUUCGGCGGGAUCAAGAUUUACUGUGAAAGAUCAGGGGUGCUCAUGCAUCACCACUCAGUGCACGAGAUCAGCUACAUCGCCAAGGACACCAGGGACCACCGGGCCUUUGGCUAUGUCUGCGGGAAGGAGAGCCACCACAAGUUUGUGGCCAUCAAGACGGCACAGUCGGCGGAGCCUCUCAUCAUCGACCUGCGCGACCUCUUCACGCUCAUCUACGACAUUAAACAGCGGGAGGAGAUGGAGAAGAAAGCGCAGAAGGACAAACAGUGUGAGCAGGCGGUCUACCAGACCAUCCUGGAGGACGAAGUGGACGACCCAGUUUACCAGUACAUAGUGUUUGAGGCUGGACACGAACCCCUCCGUGGCCACCAGUCAGAGGAGAGCGUUUAUCAGGUCCCAAGCAGUCAGCAGAAGGACGGGAUCUAUGAUGUCCCAAAGCGCCAUUUCAUGACUAACAUCAACCACUUUGAUCUUUUCGGCGACAUGUCCACCCCUCCCUCGAUGCCCCCAUCACCUGCCAACACACUGGACCCGAGCCGGAGCAGCCGCCAGCAGCAACAUGCUGCCGAGUUGUACGCCCCCUUCAGCCCCACCUCCCUUCCAUCAGGCUAUAUGACCAUGGGUCCAGUGCAGGCUGCGCAGUGGGCUCAGCAGCCGUACCCCGGCCAGGCCCAGACCCUGGCCUUCCCGGUGCAGGGGCCCCUCCAGGUGGCCCAGGUCCUCCCCGGGGGUCAGCCGCUCAUCUGGAGCCAGGCCAACAUUUUCCCGGCCACUCAGCAGCAGUGGGCGGCCAUGGCGGCGUACAUGCCGGCCCAGACUGUGGGCGUGGGGGGGCACGCCAUAACAGCUGCCAUGCUCCAAGGCCUGGUACCCAUUACCACCAUGUGCCCGCAAGCCUGCGACUUAUCGGCCCCCUCCUCGGCCAUCACCAGCCCCCAGCACACGGCCGACCCCUCCCUGCUCCACAGGCAGCUGAGCCUGGGCAGGGAGGGGCUCGGCGCGGAAUCAGACGCAGGCGAGGGCCCCUCUACAUCAGGAGUUGGACCUGGAUUUGCGUCCGCAUCGGUGAGCAGGUGUGGGACCCCGGGGCCCCUUGGCGUCCCGGACACGCUGCUCUGCAGUCAGCUGCUGCCGCCUUCAGCUGCCGCCACACAGGAGGAGGAGGGCAGCUGCAGUGACCUUGAUCUCUCUCGGAUGACCUUGAGCCCGGGUACAUCCUCGUCACCGUCUACUGAAUCCCCGUCCACCCCGGCCCCUCACCAGAGCUCGUCCUCAGAUUGUCCCGCCUCCCAGGCCAGUGACCCGCCCACAGAUCACUCCCCUGUAGACCCAGAGGGCGCCUGCAGCAACGCCAAGGAGGAACAAUCGGGCUCUGAUGCUGCAAGGUCGAGCUCUCCGGAGCCCAGCGGAGCUCCUGAUGCUCCGCAGGAUCAGACCUGUCCACAGGAAGACAGCUAGAGAACAACAGACACCCAGGAAUGGAAGCUCUGAAGGCCAAGACAGAAGAAGCUCACGAGAAAAGAGAAGAAGAGAAGAAGAGAGAGUGACUGUGAGAUCUCUUACAGCUGGAUUACACUGUUUUUUCAAACCUUUUAAAGGAUAUUUUUGGCAGUUCUGUAAUUAGCUGGCUUUCCUAGGAUCUGCUUUUCCUCCAGUGGCCACACACUGCACUGUACUGUACUGUACUGAACUGAACUCCUCAGCAUGACAACCAGACUUUGGCUUUAUCGUCCAAUCAAAUUACCUUUCAACCAGGAAGUGACCUUUAAUCUUUGAUAAACACACAGCGGGAGGCGACUUCCUGUCACGGAUUAAUGAGUUUACACCUGCAAGGAAGCGUUAAACAGCCAUGGUGACACUGAUGAUGCAAAUAUUUUUUCACGAGGAGCUGCGUCCUACUGUAUGCGGUUGACCUUGGGUUUUGUCAACCGCCACCAGCAAAGACUGUAACACAGCAGAUGGAUUUUGCCAAAUGUUCUCAUAGUGUUGCUCCACCGAUUCGUCCAUUUGCAUGAACAGACUCGAUGUGGAUUCACCUGUGAGCAAAACUGUUCUCUGCGGCUUCCCUCCAGAACCGAAACAUAUUAAAAAAAUAUUCUUUUUCUUAUUUCAUAAGCUGUGAAUUCUUAGCUGGUGUCGUUAGAGGCAUCGGAAUGACUACGAGGCAUUGAAGUGGAAAUCAAAAUUUGCCAAACUAUCUAUUUUGUAAAUAAGAAUCCCCCCCCUCCCUUAUACCUGAGCCUCUGUGCCAUAACAUAGCCUCUCUGAUGCCAACUACCUGUGUUUCUCUCAAGCAAUGUCCUACCAGCACAUCCAUUUUUUGACGUCUGGAUGUUUGUUUCACUUUUGCAGCCAUUCAUUUCUGAAAAAUGUCUUUGUUUCUGUUGGGUCGGUGAGAUAUGAACUGUGAAUCUGUGUUACAUGGUCAUUUGAAAUAAAGCCUGCUGUACCUGUCUCGCUCUGUUUGAGCAUGAAAGAACGAUAAAGAUGGCAUCAAGAUAUCCUGCUAUUCUUCAAAGGUUACAGGUUUGUUUUUUUAAGUGAAUAGAAAGCAGAUUUUCCUGCAUCUUUUUCGUUUUUUUUAUUAAUAUUCUACAUUUCCAGCUGAGGUCGCAUUGUUUACAAUUUGCCAUUUUGAAUCAUAUCUCUGUUUGGUUUCUUGAAUUAAUAAGCAGAUUAAGAGACAGUAGAGUGCAUUUCUAUGCCUUAUCAGGUUUAUUUUUGUUGUCCAGUCACUGUUCUUCUUGUAUACAGUAAACAGGUCAUUGUUGUAACAAAGCACUUAUCGUAGGUCUGCUCCACCCAAUCCAAACGGUCAAAAAGAAGGGUUAUAUAAUAUGAACAAUAGAGAUAUCACUAUUAACUGCUAGACAUACAAUAACAAACGGUUACUGUACCCCUUGCUCGUGUAAGAAAAAUGAGAAAUAGUCCAAAAUAUUUUGUAAAUUUUAUUUAUGGAAUUAAGAAUUGUCUUCAUGAAGAGAAAAAAAUGACUUUUGUACGUCUAUGACUUCCCCUUACACUGUACCCAUGCCACUGUUCAUACAAGAAUAAAAUAUCAUGUG
Molecule: messenger RNA, 4226 nt
Organism: Notothenia coriiceps (black rockcod)
Lineage: Eukaryota; Metazoa; Chordata; Actinopteri; Perciformes; Nototheniidae
Product: disabled homolog 1-like
Exons: 15
Coding region: 889-2619 (576 amino acids)
Biological process (GO): neuron migration
Cellular component (GO): cytoplasm; intracellular membrane-bounded organelle
Source: RefSeq, a predicted model, not a curated record